CCGCGCCCGGCGCCCAGUGCGCACAGCCCGCGCGGAGCCGGCUCAGAGCGAGAAAAGCGAACCCAACCCGUCGGGGCCGCCGCUCCGGACCCGCCAGCGCCGCGGCCGCCGCCUCCUCCCCCCGGUCGGGUGUACUGUCCCAACCCGAAAGUCCAGUUCUGCGGCCCGGCAGCGGCGAGCGAGCGGGCGCGAUGACACAGGAGUACGACAACAAAAGGCCAGUACUGGUCCUCCAGAAUGAAGCGCUUUACCCGCAGCGGCGUCCAUACACCAGUGAGGAUGAAGCCUGGAAGUCAUUCCUGGAAAACCCGCUCACUGCAGCCACCAAAGCCAUGAUGAGCAUCAACGGAGACGAGGACAGCGCGGCAGCACUGGGGCUGCUCUACGACUACUACAAGGUCCCUCGAGAGAGAAGGUCGUCCACGGCGAAGCCCGAGAUAGAGCACCCAGAGCCCGAUCACAGCAAAAGAACCAGUGUCCCAAGUGUGGCCGAGCAGUCCCUCCUCACUGCUGGCGACAGCAGGGUACAAGUGCUGAAGAACGUGCCCUUCAACAUCGUCCUUCCUCACGGCAACCAGCUGGGCCUUGAGAAGCGCAGCCCCCUAACGGCGCCUGACACCACUGUCACCGUCUCCAUCGCCACUAUGCCCACCCACUCCAUCAAGACAGAGAUUCAGCCCCAUGGCUUCACGGUGGGGCUGCCCCCAGCCGUGUAUCACCCCGAGCCCGCGGAGCGGGUGGUGGUCUUCGACCGGAACCUCAAUGCCGAGCCAUUCGGCUCCGGGACUCAGCCCCCCAAUGCUCAGCGGCGCACUCCAGAUUCCACCUUCUCCGAGCCCUUCAAGGAGGGUGUGCAGGAGGUCUUCUUCCCCUCGGACCUCAGCCUGCGGAUGCCUGGCGUGAACUCGGAGGACUAUGUUUUUGACAGUGUUUCUGGGAACAACUUCGAGUACACCCUGGAAGCAUCCAAGUCGCUGCGGCAGAAGCCAGGGGACAGCACGAUGACGUACCUGAACAAGGGCCAGUUCUACCCUGUCACCCUGAAGGAGGCAAGCAGCCCUGAGGGCAUCCACCAUCCCAUCAGCAAAGUUCGAAGUGUGAUCAUGGUGGUCUUCGCUGAGGACAAAAGCCGGGAAGACCAGCUGCGGCACUGGAAGUACUGGCACUCACGGCAGCACACCGCCAAACAAAGGUGCAUUGACAUCGCUGACUACAAGGAGAGCUUCAACACCAUCAGCAACAUCGAGGAGAUCGCCUACAAUGCCAUCUCCUUCACCUGGGACAUCAACGAUGAGGCCAAGGUCUUCAUCUCCGUGAACUGCCUGAGCACUGACUUCUCCUCGCAGAAGGGUGUCAAGGGGCUGCCCCUGAACAUCCAGAUCGACACCUACAGCUACAACAACCGCAGCAACAAGCCGGUGCACCGCGCCUUCUGCCAGAUCAAGGUCUUCUGCGACAAGGGAGCCGAGCGGAAAAUCAGGGAUGAGGAGCGCAAGCAAAGCAAGAGGAAAGUGUCCGACGUGAAGGUGCCGCUGCUCCCGUCACACAAGCGCAUGGACAUCACGGUCUUCAAGCCCUUCCUGGACCUAGAUACGCAGCCUGUGCUCUUCAUCCCCGAUGUGCAUUUCACCAAUCUGCAGCGGGGCGUGCACGUUCUUUCCAUUGCGUCAGAAGAACUGGAGGGGGAAGGAUCCGCCCUGAAACGGGGCCCAUAUGGGGCGGAGGAUGAGUUCGCUGCCCCACCUUCUGCCAAGCUGACUCGGAUAGAGGAGCCAAAGAGAGUGCUGCUGUACGUGCGGAAGGAAGCAGAGGAAGUCUUCGAUGCCCUGAUGCUCAAAACCCCGUCCCUGAAGGGUCUGACUGAGGCCAUCUCAGACAAGUACGAUAUUCCCCAAGAGAAGAUUGGGAAAAUAUUCAAGAAAUGCAAAAAAGGCAUCCUGGUGAACAUGGAUGACAACAUCGUGAAGCAUUAUUCCAACGAGGACACCUUCCAGCUGCAGACAGAGGAGGCCGGGGGAUCGUACAAGCUCACGCUCACAGAGAUCUAGGGCCUGGCUCACAGCGCCGGGUUCAGAGCGGUGUCCUGCGCCAUUGCCAAUGUCACCGCCGGGCGCCCACCCUGCAGACACAGGUGAUGUGAGGAGGGGACCCUUCCGCCCUGAGGCAGAAGCUCUGCAGAGGACAGUAGCCCACGUGCUGUUACCCGGCUCUGGCAGCCCCCAGGUUGCUGCCGCACGGUGGAUCAUGGUACAGGCUACAGGCCCCGUCCACACUCGCAGGGACCUUGCAUGGAGGGCACAGGAGGCCCAUGUGGGCUCAGGAUCUCGGGCUCAGUCCCCCACUGUGUCCCCCAUACAGUGUUUACAUCAUGGGGCACCAGGCUGGGCCCUGGCUGGCAGCCCUGUCAUGAGCUGAGCGGGGGCAGUGUAGACCGGUGGAGCCUACGAGUGCAAUACCGACAUGAAGGUCCGCUGUAAAUGUGUACAUAGAGGCUGACAGAGACUUCUAAUAUAUACCAGGGCGCUCGCACGGGCCAGGUCCUGCCCAGCCACAGGUGGCCAGCCCCCAGCGUAGUGGGCCUGGCUGGAUGAUCGGGCUCUGCAGCCACCAGAGGCUGCUGCGCAAACUCCUGAGGUGCACACGUGAAAAGGGGCGUCACACUGACCAAAGAGGUCUGUUCUGGUGCUGGUGGCACCAAGUGUUACCCAGAGCACCCAGAAGUGUAGCACACACCAGAAAUGAUGGUGAACCUGAGCCGGACCUCUUUCCCUCUUCCUCCUCUUCCUGGUCUAACAAGUGUUUCCCGCCUGUAAUCUCAGCACUUGGAAAGCUGAGGCAGGAGGAUCUCUGCGAGUUCAAGGCCAGCCUGGGCUACAUCAUAACCUCUCACCAGUCUGGACUACAGAGCAAGAUCCUGUCUCAGAAAACCAAAAUGAAAGAAAGAUGGUUUUUGAAGUUUGAUUAUUUGUAAGGUUUACAAUUCUAGCAAGCAUUUGUGAAUUCUGAGACUAAUAUAUUUGUGAAUAUAUCAUUGUGCCAGGGCAAUGUUUUGUACACAUGUUCAAAUAUAUCAAAAUCCUUUAAAUGUAAUUUUAUAAUAGAAACUAAGAGAAAUGAGAUCACGGGUAUCUUAGCUUCAGGGAGCAGCUGGAGUAGGUCGUUUGUCUCAGUAGCAUCCAUAGUUGCAUUUUUAGGUUAAAAUUCUCUAAUGAAGUAUGCAGAUCAGCCACCGGCUUUCUGAGCUAUCAGGGGACACGGGUCAUACAUGAUAUUUUGUAUUUUGUUUUACAAAAUUGAGUUUUGUCUUGUUUGUUAUUCAUUGUAUCAUGGAUGCUGUGUUUUAAACCAAAAAGAUUAAAUUUUAUAUGUCUAUUUCAUAAAA
Messenger RNA from Cavia porcellus (domestic guinea pig), 3382 nucleotides. RefSeq names its product grainyhead like transcription factor 1 (gene Grhl1). Gene Ontology annotation, cellular component: nucleus. The record is from RefSeq and is a predicted model, not a curated record. Lineage: Eukaryota; Metazoa; Chordata; Mammalia; Rodentia; Caviidae. The coding region runs from base 192 to 2048 and encodes 618 amino acids. Gene Ontology annotation, biological process: regulation of transcription by RNA polymerase II. Gene Ontology annotation, molecular function: DNA-binding transcription activator activity, RNA polymerase II-specific; RNA polymerase II cis-regulatory region sequence-specific DNA binding. The transcript is spliced from 16 exons.